Nannospalax galili (Upper Galilee mountains blind mole rat) is the source of this 1190-nucleotide messenger RNA. RefSeq names its product zinc finger protein 670-like. The coding region runs from base 192 to 1190 and encodes 332 amino acids. Gene Ontology annotation, molecular function: RNA polymerase II transcription regulatory region sequence-specific DNA binding; DNA-binding transcription factor activity, RNA polymerase II-specific. Gene Ontology annotation, cellular component: nucleus. Lineage: Eukaryota; Metazoa; Chordata; Mammalia; Rodentia; Spalacidae. The record is from RefSeq and is a predicted model, not a curated record. Gene Ontology annotation, biological process: regulation of transcription by RNA polymerase II. The transcript is spliced from 6 exons.
GCCGGCUGUGUGCAGACGGGAGUAGCGGCCGCCUGGAGCCGCCAGAGCGGGCUGUGCUGGGUCCUUCCCGGACGACAGCCGGACCGCAUCCUGUGAGGUCCCGGCGACCAGGUUCCCGGCGCCGCCGCCUGUGGCGGUUCCUCCUGCAGCUGCUUCUGUGCCAGGAUUCUGUGACAUUUGAGGAUGUUGUCAUGAACUUCACUCAGGAAGAAUGGGCUUUGCUGAACCCUUCUCAGAAGACUCUCUACAUUGAUGUGAUGCUGGAAACCUGCAGGAACCUCACUUUUAUAGGAAACAAUUGUGAAGAUGAGAGUAUUAAAGACCAUUGUAAAAGUUCUGGAAAAAAUCUAAGAAGUUUCAUGUUCAAGACAUGCUGUGAGCAUAAAGAAGAUCUUCAAGAUGGAGAGACUUUGACUUGGCUAGCAAAUGCCAAUAUGAUCCUGAAAGUGUACAGUGACCUAACACCAUGUGAAAGCAAUGUGUAUGGGAAGGUUUCCAUGUGUCAUCCACCCUUUAAUAACCAUCCUACCUCUUACUCUCAGUAUAAAUCUCAUGAGCAUGAGGAGUAUGGAAACAAGCUGCAGAACUCUAAUUCUCUCACAAGCUGUCAAAGACAUAUGAGAACUCACACUGUGAAUGGACCUCUGGAAUAUAAGACAUGUUUCAAUCUUUUUGAUCUCCAAAGUUUGAUGGAAGACCAGGAAACACACAGUGCAAAAACAGUCCACCAAUUCGAAGAAUAUAGAAAGGCCUCUGCUUGUGAGAGUUCACUUUACACAUCUGGAGGAACUCAAACUGUCAGAAAGCAUUAUCAGUGUAAUAUAUGUGGGAAACAGCUGAGUUCUUCCAUUUCUCUUCGAGGACAUGAAAGAAUUCAUAGUGGUGAAAAACCCUAUGUAUGUAAACAGUGUGGUUUAGAAAUCACAGUCCUCAAAGCCAUGAAAAAAUGCAUACUGAAGAGAAAACCUAUACAUGUAAAGAAUGUGGUAAAGUCUUUACACGACACAAGUACCUUCGGAUACACGAAAAAGUUCAUAAUAGAGAAAAACCAUAUGAAUGUAAAGAAUGUGGUAAAGCCUUUAAAUAUAAUGGGUCUCUUCGAUUACAUGAAAAACUUCAUUCUGGAGAAAAAACAUAUGCAUGUGAACAAUGUGGUAAAGCCUUUAGAGGUAAUGUCUUCAGUCACAUGA